AUGCGCCCGGUUGUUUCAGAGGGGGACUACAUCCCUGGCAACCCGGCCUCCCCACUGUAUUCCUUGAGUGAUGUCAAAGAUGCUCUGGAGACUUGGUGGCCAUCCUCAGCCAUCUUUGAUUUCGAUUCAGCUCUCAAGGACGCAAAGAAGAAAGCAAGCAGGCCCAUUGGCCUUUGGGGGAUUGAGACAAUCGAUCGGAAGGAACUUGUUCGCCUUUUAAAUCUGGAAAUGGAAAGGUUUGUGGCAAAGCAGUUUUCACUCCUGAGGGCUUCAGAUUCCCUGCUAAGUCAGGUGUCGUUGCUAGGUGAUUGGGACGUCCUUCUCCUCGUCCGGCAGCAGCUAACCCGAGACCGAGUUAAAACUUCCCUCUCGGAUCCUGAGAUUGAUGCCAUCUUUGAGGGAACCCCGAGGCUAUAUCCGUGGCUACCCAAGGAUAGCUGUGAUUGGGAUGAGCCGCAAACGAUCAAGCGCCUCAUCGAAGAGCUGGCGCCGACCUGUUUGGCUACAGAAGCCCCCUAG
Messenger RNA from Cyclospora cayetanensis, 519 nucleotides. RefSeq lists its product as uncharacterized. The transcript has a single exon. NCBI's taxonomy places the organism in Eukaryota, Apicomplexa, Conoidasida, Eucoccidiorida, Eimeriidae. The coding region runs from base 1 to 519 and encodes 172 amino acids. The record is from RefSeq and is a predicted model, not a curated record.